ACUCAUAUGUUCCAAGCAUUUUGAAUCCAUCUAUUAUAGUAUUAAAUGGGCUGCAUUACUGUACUAGAUUUAAGAUUCGCUCGUUCUGUGGAUUUCCACUUUUGACCCUUCCUAUCGUAGCCAACCUUUUAAGAUUUAACUGUCUCCCUCCAAAGCUGUUGAACAUGGACAACACGAGUAGUUCUGCUUCACCGCCUGCCCCAUCAUCGAACACGACAUUCGUCAGAGCUCCCAUCAAACGAGCAAGGCCACAGCUCAGUUGUGCACCUUGCCGACAAGGUAAACUCAAAUGCAACCGAGAGCAGCCCGUUUGCGACCAGUGUUCAAAAAGGGCGCGUCAUGACGCCUGCCGCUAUGUACCCCCACCCCAAAACAAAAGGCAACAGAAUAUGCGCGGGAGGAUCAGAAAUCUGGAAGACAUGGUAGUAAAUCUUCUCAAUCAGAAAGAGCAGGAGCAAAAAGCAAAUGGUACUUCAGACUCUGAAUCAAAGCCGACGAAAGACAAGCAAGGCCAGCUUCGCAUCAGCAAUUCUGGCAACGAAGCAAACUAUGUUGGCGCUUAUCAUUGGUCGGCAGUAUUGCAGGAGAUUGAGGACGUCAAAACCAGCUUAGACGAGGGCGCAGAGGAUGACCUGGAAGAGGAAGAUGAAAAUGAAGAAUGGAAUUCCGCAAAUGCUAGAUCCUCCCUCACGUUUGGCUUACCUAGAGCUCUUACAAAGACUCAGCUCAUCCAGGCACUUCCCCGAAAAGAAGAAGCAGAUUUCAUAUUGCCGCUCUGGUUCAAUAGUACAAACCCAAUACUGUACAUCAUCCAUGGCCCGACUUUCCAGACAGAAUACAAUAAAUUUUGGGAAGACCCAGCCUCAGCUUCCGUCAUGUGGAUCGCCCUUUUCUACUCGAUUCUAUCUCUGGGUAUAAUAUUAGGGCCUCGAAACCCCGGUAGGAAUGCUUAUGCUGCUGCAUACGACCGUUCCUCCGGCUCGUCCUACGAUAAGAAAGAUCCCACUAAUUUCCUAGCCUCCACAGCCGAUAGAUUCCAACAGCUUGCCUCUUCUGCCCUCGCUUUGGCAGACAUUUCUAGAAGCCAUCCUUAUACCCUGGAGGCCUUAAUGAUAUACGCAGAAUGCGAGUUUCUAAGACGUGACGACCACGACGGGAAGAUCUGGCUCAUGAACGGUAUCACUUUGCGUGUAGCUAUGCGUAUGGGCGUGCACAGAGAGCCCUCCAAUUUUGGGAAUUUGACUCCGUUUCAGUGCGAAAUGCGCAGGCGGGUCUGGCAUACCAUCAAUAUGAUGGACAAUCUCAUAUCCUUUGGAAUCGGGCUACCAGGUCUUGUACGCUGCAUCGAAAGCGACGUGCAACCCCCGGGAAACUAUUACGAUAGCGAUAUAUCCCCAUCAAUGACCGAAUUUCCGAAGGAGCGACCUGUCAAUGAGAUAACUCCGGCCACGUAUACCAUCGCUAAAUGCCGAAUUUCCGAAGUUUUCGCUGAGGUAGCGGAGUUAUCGCACAAGAUCAAACCUCCAGAAUACGACAAAGUGUUGUCCCUCCAAGCAAAACUGGAAGAGGUUCACAACAGUAUGCCAGCCGUGAUGAGAGUUCGUACACUAGAGGAGUCGAUCAACGAUGCGCCCAGACUUAUCAUGUCACGCCUCAACAUCGAGCUUGUCUAUCUCAAGACAAAACUAAUUCUGCAUCGGAUCUAUCUCACUGCUGGGCAACGAGAUCCACGUUAUGCAGAAUCUCGCAGGAUCUGUGUCGAGUCAGCCAUCGAUAUCUUGAACCACCACAUAACUGUCUUUCACGCAUGUCAACCAGGUGGGCAAUUGGCAACUGCCUGGUGGUAUAUCUCAUCUUUGCAGACAUACGAUUAUCUGCUCGCCGCCAUGGUUUUGAGCCUCGAGAUCCAUCAUUUGAUGUCAUCCGAUCCAUCCUCUCCGAAAGUCUCCGAAAUUCUCAAAUUAUUACAGGUCAUUUACGACAUAUGGUCUAACAAUUCAACACGUUUUAGAGAAGUGGUUAGAGGCGCCGCGAUAUUAAAAUCUGUCCUGGAAAAGUACUCGUGGCAAACGAAAGAAAAUGGUACAAACAGUGCCCAACCAAAUGCGCAGACACUCGACAUUGGUACUCUACCUAGCGACACGACAACAUUGACAUCCGAAGCUACCGUGGGGCAACAGUCGCCGAUAAAUUGGAACGCAUGGCCUCCAAAUGAUUCGCCUACGAAUUUGUCAUCUAUACCAUCUGGAAUCGACUGGACGGUUUGGGAUUCAAUCAUGCAGCACCAAGACGUGAUGCUUCCACCCCAGAAUUGGGCAAUGUCCCCGAGUAACUUCAUGGAGACAUGGAUGGGUGCCACUCAAAGUGUUGAUAGUGCAAUUGCCAAUGGCUUCGAAGGGUUCCAAAAUUUUGAAGCCCAACCUGGAGUUCACGGUCCGACUUUGUGGGCACCCGGACCUGAGCCCAUGUCAUAAAACGCCCCCUGGGAUUCUUUUAGUGGCUCUCUGUAUACACAUAAUGAAAUAUAGGCGUGGAAGAUCAUAAGUGCUGGGUUCCCUAUGUGCGCUAACCAAUCACGUGUAAAUCUCAUCGUUGGAGAGAAUUGACCAACGAACCUCACUUCCAAAACCUACACGCGCCAGUAGAUGGCUUCCAGACUGUUGAAUCUCACUGGAAUUCAUCUGCGCACGCCCUUUUCUCAUCUUCAAUGGCCGAUUUGGUUCAGCUAGAACUCACUCUUGUGUGUCUUGUGUGCCACAGGAACCUUGUACCGAAUCGUUCCCAGCUACCACGAGCCUCCGUAACGCCUCAGCACCUUUAAUUGAUUCACCAUGUGCUAUCCGAGAAGCUUCUAGAGCCAUUCCAUGCAGCCACCCAAGUUUCCGACCA
This is a messenger RNA of Periconia digitata, 2889 nucleotides long. The record is from the annotation of a GenBank genome assembly. Lineage: Eukaryota; Fungi; Ascomycota; Dothideomycetes; Pleosporales; Periconiaceae.